UGCUUUGGAGGGACGACAUUUUCAUUUUUGUAAACAGGAUUUAUCUUUCACUCGUGUCAGUGACUGGAACAAACGCGCUUUCAUUUCUGAUCUGUAGUUUUUCUUGUGGUUUCUCAAACAACAGUUUCAUUGGUGGCUUCAUCAGUUGCUGUGAGGAAGUGUUCACACACUACUCUUUCACUUAGUUUCAGACAGGAGUGUGUGUUCGGCAGCUGGAUUCCAGGAUGCUGCAUCCAAAGACAGAUGGAGUGUCCUUCAGCACCUUCACUGUUUUGCUGUACCUCAUUUUCUUCAUACCGUGUGUUGGAGUGGAGUUUAAGCUUGUUUCCUCCGAUCAGCCAAUCGUAGCCCUGGCUGGUGAUGAUGUCAUUCUUCCAUGCCGUCUUAGGCCACCAAUCGGUGCCAGUUAUAUGACAGUCAUGUGGACCAAACCUGGCUUGAUUCCAGAGUACGUCCAUUUUCAUCAAGAUGGACGUCUGCUGUCAGAGACACAAAAUCCAUCGUAUUUUUUACGCACUGGACUAUUUAUUGAUGAACUGCCGCGUGGAAACGUCUCCAUUAAAAUCUGCAGAGUCAAAAUCUCUGAUGCAGGAAGAUACAUUUGUAAACUUCCAUCAAUGAGGAAGGAGGCUCCUGUCCAACUAAUUGUUGGUGCUGUCUCCACUCCCUUCAUAGAGGUUGUGUCUGAUAAGAAAGGACAUGUGGUUCUGCAGUGUAACUCUACCGGCUGGUAUCCAGAACCUGAGGUGUUCUGGCUGGACGGUGAGGGAAACCUCCUCUCUGCUGGACCUACAGAGACAGCCAGAGGUCCUGAUGACCUCUAUACUGUCAGCAGCAGAGUGACUGUGGAGAAGAGACACAGCAACAGCUUCACCUGUAGAGUCCAACAGAACCACACCAACCAGACCAGAGAGACACACAUACAUGUUCCAGCUGAUUUCAUCACAGUUCAGUCCUCUUCUCCUCGGCUUUGGAUCGUUUUAAUUGUCAGCACUCUUUGCAUCAUCGUCAUUAUCAUACUGACCAUGAAAUGUUUCUUCUUCUGUUGGCGCACUGAUAUUGUGAAGAGGUGGAGGAGGAGGAGGAGGAGGAGGAGGAGGAGGAGCAGAGAAGAAACAGAACUUGAACCUCAGUCAAAGCAGGAGGAUCAAAAUGAUUCAGUGAAGAACGAGAGAGAAGCAGGAAGGGAGCAGGAAGAGAGCGAGAAAGAUGGUGAGAGUGAAGAACAGCAACAACAAUCAUGAGUCGACCUGCGAGCAGGAAUAAAAGGACCUGAGUCGCCCGACAUGUCGCACUCGGAAAAUUCAAUUUAGGUUUUUCUUUGUGUGUUUUCUGUGGUAAUCAUUGUUAAUGUUGCCAAGAUAUGCAGCACUUCCUGUUUUGACUGCUAGCUUCAUCAAACUGUCUCUGCAUAACAUAUACAUUGUGGAUUAUCAGGACACAUAAUACCAUAAUUGAUAAUAACCAAAACAUUUAUAAUGACACAAGUUUCAUGAAAGUUUUCUUUAGAAAGUUGUUACAGUGAAGGCUGCAGUGCCACUUACUUAUACACGUAAGAAGAAAUAAAUAUAAUGAUAAUGACAGAACAUAAUACAAAAUAUAAUAUGAUAAAAAUCCGUCAUCAUGCUGAACCUCGGUGGAUUUACCACCUCAGUGCUGUUAUGUUGGUGAACAGUUUAAUAUAAACUGUGAAGAGGGAAGCAGAGAAAAACACUUCAGUCUGACAAAACUGUUAUUUAUCCUUCAAGUGCUGCUGGAGAUUUCUUGAUCUCCUUAAACACAGACAUUUAUGUUUUCAUAUCAUCAUUUCCUUCUCCAUGCACAUUUGGAAGUUGUGCCAGAAACUCUUCUCUGCUUCAGAAGGCACAACUACCAGGAGGAGGGAGUGAGAAGAGUAAAAUAAGAUUAAUUUCAUCACCAAGUUCAAAGUUUUACUGCAUGUUAUUAUGUAUGUACUGUAAAUGUGAGAAUCUUUAUUUUGUUUAGAUAUAUUUGUUAACCUUGUGGUUUGUGUUGAACUGUAUCUCCUGUCAUCCUGUAACAAAUCACUGCAGUCUGAUUCUCUGCACGUGCAGAUUAAAUUGAUCUUGAUAUUGUUUCUGGAUGAUCAGAUUCUUCCAUCCUAUGUUUUUACUUUCAUACUUUAUAUUUCGACUUUGUUGCAGCUUUUGAUGAAUAACUGCAAUAAAAAAAAGCUUCCUGAGGA
This is a messenger RNA of Acanthopagrus latus (yellowfin seabream), 2206 nucleotides long. RefSeq names its product butyrophilin subfamily 1 member A1-like. Bases 225 to 1244 code for a protein of 339 amino acids. Lineage: Eukaryota; Metazoa; Chordata; Actinopteri; Spariformes; Sparidae. The record is from RefSeq and is a predicted model, not a curated record. The transcript is spliced from 7 exons.